This is a messenger RNA of Brassica napus (rape), 2078 nucleotides long. Its product is annotated as F-box/kelch-repeat protein At2g22050-like. Bases 803 to 1990 code for a protein of 395 amino acids. NCBI's taxonomy places the organism in Eukaryota, Viridiplantae, Streptophyta, Magnoliopsida, Brassicales, Brassicaceae. Gene Ontology annotation, molecular function: protein binding. The transcript has a single exon. The record is from RefSeq and is a predicted model, not a curated record.
AAGUUACGGGGGUGAUUGACAGUUGCUGUAGGUGCUGUUCACAGUCCUAUUUAUUUCUACAGCACCAAAUUUAAAGCAAUCAAGCUUUAAAUUUUUUUUUGAAACCACAGUUCUUGAAAUAAUCUACAGCUGUACAAGUGUUCUGCAGAGCCAAAUAUCCAAAGCAAUUUUUUAGUGCUUUCCAUAAAAUUCUACAGCAAUAAAAUUUAAUCCACAGCAAAAAAUUUACAGAUUUUUUUUUACAACAAAAAUUCUUAAGCUACAACAAUUACCAAUCGGACACAUCUAAAACAAAACUGAUAAUCUGAGAUCUUGUUGAUAUUUUGUUUUGUAAAGUAGCAUCUUAUUAAAGCCAGAAUUAACGGGUCAAUUUCAAGAUACCAUAUACGAUGUAAGACAAAUCCCAAAUACAGAUUUUUUUUUGAAUCUUGUUGAUUAACGCUGAUUCUUUUAGCAUUUUUGAAAUUAAGGUUUCAAAAGUAACGUAAUAUAUAAAUUAUUAUUUUUAUAAAUGCUGUCCAUAUCUGAAUCAUAACCUAAACCCAAAAUAAGGUGUUUACUUCUCUCUCUAAAAAAAAAGGGGUGUUUACCUUUUUUUUUUGUCACUGAAAAGGGUGUUUACCUUAAGUUAAGAGUCUAUACGAGAUUGCUGCCGUGUUUGAAACUAAUGAACAUCUUGCUGUUUUCUCGCACAACAUGCCGUUUUGUUGUUUUUUCUUUUACCCUAAAAUGCUACUACAUGCCUAUUUAGGGCAUCAUCUUAAUGCAAAGAGGAACAUUUUGAGUUGAAACGUCCCCAACAAUGUCUAACUCCAACGCCGUAGAGCCACCGAAAAAACACAUUACCCAUCCUCCUCCGCCACAUUCCCUUUCUUCAUUGCCUGAUGAUAUCGUUUUGAGUUGCUUGGCCCGCGUCCCAAGAUGCUAUCACCUAAACAUCUCAUGGGUCUCAAAACACCUAAAAGCCCUUGUCCGCUCUCCUGAGCUCAACCUCUUGCGAUCCACCCUCCCGAAGAGAUCCCUCCAUGUAUGUUUCGAAGAAGAAGAGGACCAUGAAGAUGACGAAAACCACUCAUCCUUCCACUGGUUUACUAUCAACGAAACAUCAACUACAGCUAGGACGAUGGAGUAUGGGUUAGUUCCGAACCCAACUCCUUUCCCUCCUCAUCCUAAGUACGGUUCUUCAACCGUGGCAGUGGGGUCAAAGAUGUUCUUCAUUGGUGGUUCUACAGAACCUUCCAAGGAUCUAUGGAUCCUUGAUACACGAUCGGGGAACAUGACUCAGGGACCAAGCAUGACCGUGGCUCGAAAACAGCCCAAAGCAGCUGUGGGAGUGAUCGAUGGGAAGAUAUACGUAAUCGGAGGUCGAGACUUCUCCUUCUCCAACGGAAGGUUUCAUGAAGAGGUCCAAGUUGAAGUUUUUGAUCCAGAGUCGGAGACUUGGGAGCUUGCGGGGCAGGAGAGGGUGCGUAAGUUUUCACGGUGUAGUGCCUCCGUGGAGGGGAAGGUUUUUAUGGUGGAGUACACGAGGACAAGUGUGUACAAUCCGAGAGAAGGUGAAGGAGAACGGAUGGUUCAUAUGGUAAGCAAAACACUCGCGGAAGGCGGAAGAAAGGAUAGGUUAAAAAAUGUUACGGUGGGUUGCGUGUGUGUGGUGGAGGAUGUUCUCUUUGCUUUCUUUAACCCGACUGGGUUGAUGUGGUUUGAUACAAAGCUUUACGUGUGGAGAAAAUUGGUUGGUCGUGAUGGGAAGGAACUACCCUUUAUCUUACGUGCGGAUGCCAUGGGGGAAUACGAGGGAAGGCUUGUGGUUUUGUAUAUGUUGGCUGAAAAGGAAGUUCAUAACCCCGUUGCCAAGAGUGUUCGGUGUAUGUUUGUCUCACUCGACAGAGCUGGAGACAUGAUUUGUGGGACGAUCGAUUGGUCUGGUAUUGUGGCUACUGUCCCAUUUUUGUUUCGUUUUCUUCAUUGUUUAGCUGUUUCCGAUUGACUGAUCACAGUAUUUGUGUCUUUGAAGCAAUUUAUUUGCAAACUAUAAAAGAUUUAUCGUGAAACCAAAUAAGGAAACAAACAUGUUU